AUGACUCAACCAAACGCAUCGCCACUGUCGGCCUCGUUUGCUGACUAUGGAAAGCAUCACAUUCUCUCCCUAUUACCUGCAGAGUCACGGAUCCUGGCAGUAGCUUCUGCCAGAAUCUAUUUUGCACCAUUCGACGGCCGCGGUGAGGAUUGGGUCUGUACGGGCCUGCAGGGGUCGCUGGUGUUUGGUAGUACAGCGCAGUCCGAUGAAUGGUCGGAAACCACCCUCACGAGCCAAGUUUCGAAUUUCGUGCAGAACUACUGGUUCCGUCUCAUCGACGGGAUAUCUGGGAAGGGUGUCGUUUGGCAGUACCAGAUUCCCGCAGGAUUCGAGUAUAGACUCGACAAGCCUUUCUUCCAUGUCUUCUCUGCGAUGACAAGGAUGUUCGGCUUCCGUUUCGACGACGACGGUGAAGCGGCACGUUUUUACCGCGCCGUUGUCGGUCAUUUUCAGGCGACAGAGCCGCAGUCGAAGAGAAAGUCGCGGCCCUCAACCCCAAAGAAUCGAGUCUCGCCCGCGAUGAUCUCCGCUCCUGCCAUGGACUCAUUCGUACACCUGGCGCAUGUGGGAUUCAACGAAGACGGCUAUCUCGAGGUGCCCGACCUCCUCACGCCUCGCUGGAAAGAGACGAUUCAGGGACCCCAGGCCCACCGCAGGUCGAAGAACAUAGACGACGACAGCGGGCUCAUCGACGGCUUCUGGACGAGCGUGACUACCAUCCACUCUCAGCCGCCAACGCUUCAAGCGGCUCCGCCCCCUCGUGGGGCAGCGUUCCUCCGCCGCGUGCGCAUGCGCAGCGGGGUGGCGAAGGUGAAUUCUAUGAGCUUCGUCGAUGGCUUCUGGAAGGGUCCCAAAGCAGCCCGGAGGGCGUCAGCGUAG
This is a messenger RNA of Sparassis crispa, 879 nucleotides long. RefSeq lists its product as hypothetical. The record is from RefSeq and is a predicted model, not a curated record. Bases 1 to 879 code for a protein of 292 amino acids. The transcript has 3 exons. NCBI's taxonomy places the organism in Eukaryota, Fungi, Basidiomycota, Agaricomycetes, Polyporales, Sparassidaceae.